Messenger RNA from Neurospora hispaniola, 3171 nucleotides. Its product is annotated as Dynamin family-domain-containing protein. Bases 1 to 3171 code for a protein of 1056 amino acids. The transcript has 4 exons. The record is from RefSeq and is a predicted model, not a curated record. NCBI's taxonomy places the organism in Eukaryota, Fungi, Ascomycota, Sordariomycetes, Sordariales, Sordariaceae.
AUGUCCGACUUAAACAUGAUCAAGCUCGACUGCCUUCAGGCACUGAAGAGAGAAACAUCACCAGCCAAGCUUGAGGCCGCCCUGAACGCCGGCGUUGGUCUUCUAGCAGAUAUCCAGAAAGCUUUUGCGGAUGCAAGCACUGUUCCGGAAAUCGCUAAAUGGUGCAAGUCCAUCCAAGAUCUACAGGCGCAGUCCUGCAAACAACGGACCGUGGUUGGCGUGGUCGGCAGCACGGGCGCUGGUAAGAGUUCGGUUAUCAACGCCGUUCUCAACCAAGAAAGCUUGGUGCCUACGAACGGUAUGCGAGCAUGCACCGCGACCAUUACGGAGAUUCAAUACAAUGAUGCGGACGACAGUCAAGAAUCUUUCCGUGGGGAGGUUCAUUUCGUCACGGAGGACGACUGGAUGAAAGAGCUACACAUUCUCCUCGAUGACUUGCAAGCGCCUGGCGACAAUAGGUCAGGAGAUAGCAGCACCGGAGCGGAAUUCUUUGGUAGCGAAUCCGCCGCCGCUGUUGCAUAUGACAAAAUUAGAUGCGUUUACCCCCAUUUGCUCAGGGACGAUAUCUUGAAGCGCAAGUUCACUCCACAGGGUUUAGCUCAGGAUCCCUCAGUUUCCGGUGUGUUAGGCACUGUAAAAGAAGUCCGAGCCUGGACUAUCAAGGAGUUCAACGAGCAACUUCAAGUCUACAUCGACUCUAAGGAGAAGACUAAGGGCCGACAAAAGGACUCAGACAGAACCACCGAAUUCUGGCCUCUCAUCAAGGUCGUUCGUUUGUUCGUCAAAUCCAAGGUUCUUGAACCAGGUCUUGUCCUGGUCGAUCUUCCGGGUAUUCAUGAUUCAAACGCAGCCCGCUCAACCAUUGCGUCCAAGUACAUCGAGGAAUGCACUGGCUUGUGGAUCAUUGCUCCGAUUACUCGUGCCGUUGACGACAAGGCAGCUCAGACACUUCUCGGCUCUUCGUUCAGGCGCCAGCUCCAAUUUGAUGGAACAUACUCUGCACUGACAGUGGUUUGCUCCAAGUCAGAUGAUGUGUCUGUCACCGAGUUUCUGCGCACCAUGCCCGAAAGUCAUAAAGUCCACUCAGACUUUGCGACUUUGCAGGUGCUCCAAGGGAACGAAGAGCAGUUGAAACAAGAGCUGUUGCCCAUCAAGAACCUGCUAGAUAAUAUCAGGGCUUCUUUGAAGAUUUGUGAGGAUAGCAUGGAGUUUCUAGAGACGGCUAUGGAAUCUGCCGAGGACGACCAAGUUUUUGUGAAGACACGACUGUCCGUCGCUUCAAAGCGGAAACCUAAAGACACUGAUUUCGAUGCAAGAAAGCGCUCGAAACAGGACCAACAGUGGCGUGAAGAGUCUGACUUUGGAGAUGAUUCCGACAAUGACCUCGAUGAUGCGGAAUACGCCGAGGAUACUGAAAUCAUCUCGAUGGAAGCUGCAGAGCUGCGCCUCAAAACUCUCAAGGCCAAGAAAAAGGCUCUCAAAGAACAGGGCUCGGACUUGGAGAGAAGAGCUAAGGGUGUCCGCAAGCAACUGAGAGAGACCAGACAUGAAUGCGAACACAUGAAAGCACUUAUCAAGAGCGCUUGUAUUCAGUUUCGGAAUAAUUAUUCCCGGCCAGUGAUCCAACAGCAGUUCGCGGAAGGUAUCCGAGAGCUUGACCAGGAGAACGCAGCAAUGCAAGAUGAGGAGAAUUUCGACCCUUCGUUCGAGGCCAGGGAUUACACAGAGGUUGCAGCACGGCUCCCAGUGUUCUGUGUCUCGAGCCGCGCCUAUCUAAAGAUGGCGGGCAUGCUGAAGAAAGACGAACCCACAACGGGAUUCCUCUCCAUCGGAGAAACACAGAUACCUGCUCUCCAGGAGCACGCAAUGAAUAUCGUUGCAGAGACUCAGGCUGCAGGCUGUCGCCAGUUUUUGACCGACCUUUCAAGCUUCAUCAUCUCCUUGAUCGUGCAGAUCAUCAUCGCUGAGAAACCGCUGAAGCUUGCUGAUGACAUGAAAGAGAAAGAGCUUGCCUUUCUCAAGGAAGCCUUGGCGAAGCUGACCAAGAAACUACAUUCCAAGGUCGACGAAAGUUUUGACGGCUUCGAAAAGGCCAUCAAGUCUUAUAUUGUCGACAAAUUUGAGUCCUCAGCUCGAAUCGCCACGGACAGGGCGACCGAAACUGCCAAAACCUGGGGACAAUUGCGAGAUCAAGAUGGCAGACGUGGGCUUGUAUUCUUGACCUACCGCGCAACCUGCCUCAGGGACGGCGUUUUCAAAGCCGCCAGAGGCCCCCUUGACUGGAACCAGGAGCUAUGCGACCCGAUUGAGAAGCGAAUUGCUCCCAAUUGGGAACAUGUAUUCAGCAGAACGCUUCCGCGUGGUAUAAAACAACUGGGAAAAGAGCUAGCGAAGUCACUUGAGGACUUCGAGGGUCGGAUGCACGAGCGGCAGCAGCUGCGAGACUCGCCUUCGUAUGAUCUGGUACGGAACCAGACGAAGACUGUGGCUGAGAACCUGAAAGACACUAUUUCUUUGAGGGGCAAGACGUCCCUCAAAACUGGCCAGAAAAACGCCAUUCGGCUACUUAAACCUGCUGUUGCGGAUAUGAUGAGAGGGCAGUACCAGGCAUGCAGCCAGGAGAGUGGUCUUGGUAGUUACAAGAGAAUGAAGGAUUCUAUGGAGGAGUUCAUUCAGACCGUGGCCCAGCACAUGUUUAAAGCGGCCACAGACCUUGUUGGCGACCGUAUUCACAAGACACUGGAAGAAAUUCGCUCUGACGUGGAUGAACAAGUCAACAGCGUUGUUGCGCGUGUCGAUGACGACUACAAAUCCCUCGUUUUGGAUCGGAAUCUCUUCAAAGCUCUCGAGUCGUCUCGCAGAGUUAUAAAAGAGAUUUUAGAAACAGCAGACAAUCGCUUCAAGGCCGCGACACAGGAUCCUCAGUCAGAUAACAACCAAGCUAUCGAACCUUAUCGUGGGCGUCUUCCUGACGCGGAUCCGUCUACACCAAGCAGAAGAUCGCGGAUGGCUGAUAUGAUGCAUCAAUCGCCGUUUUCUCCAACGACCCCUGCGCAACAAAACUCCCCUAGCGGACUUACGUUUUCAGGCGGAGUGUCGAGACUGACAUUGGCAUCACCGGCAGCGUCUGUCGAUGCCGCAUCCACUCCUAUCAAGAAGGAGAGAGAGUAA